Molecule: messenger RNA, 2061 nt
Organism: Beauveria bassiana ARSEF 2860
Lineage: Eukaryota; Fungi; Ascomycota; Sordariomycetes; Hypocreales; Cordycipitaceae
Product: multicopper oxidase
Exons: 1
Coding region: 1-2061 (686 amino acids)
Molecular function (GO): oxidoreductase activity; copper ion binding
Source: RefSeq, a predicted model, not a curated record
AUGACUGACGUCCCCCGUCGGCUGCCCCUCCACGAUGGCUUGCCCUACGCCUGGAACCCCCGUUCUCGCCGCGCACUCUGGUCUUGCUGGCAGAUGGCCUUGUUUUUCUUCGUAUUCGUCGUGACAAUACUCGGCCUCGCUCUCGUCCCCUUUGGCAUAUCUUCCAACGCCGCUUCGUCGAGUAACCACGGCCAGCAAGAUGAGCAUCAGAUCGAGGACCCUCACUCGGUCGACGAGGCUGUUCCGGAACCGCAAUCUACGCCGGCGCCGCAGCGUGAGAUGCCUCUGAGCCCGCGGCUGAGGGACCCUUCAGAGUAUAUUCUGGACAUGUCCUGGGACUACGACGCCGCUCCAACCACGCGCGAGUACAGCUGGACCAUCACCAAUGCCGACCUCAACCCCGACGGCGUGUACCGUCCCAUGUAUCUCAUCAAUAAUCAGUUCCCAGGCCCUCUUGUCGAGUGCAACGAUGGCGAUACCAUCAUCGUCCACGUCGACAAUCAGGCCGUCAACGCGACCGCCAUUCACUUUCACGGCCUCUUCCAAAACGGCACCAACUUCAUGGACGGCACCGUCGGCGUGACCCAGUGCCCCAUUGCUCCCAAAUCGUCCUUUACCUACACCUUUACCAUCAGCGGCCAGUCCGGCACGUACUGGUACCACGCUCACCACAGCGCCCAGGCGUCCGACGGCUUGCUCGGUCCCGUCGUCAUCCACGCCCGGAACGAGCGCACCGCGCUGCAGGAGCUCGACUACGUCUCGGACCGCGUCGUCAUGGUCCAGGACCACUACCACAACCUCACGGCGGAGCUGCUCAUGGACUACCUUCAGCCAGACAUGGAAAAUGACGAGCCCGUCCCGGACAAUGCCCUCGUCAACGGCCGCGGCGUCCGCGACUGCGCCGACUUUCCCGGCUGGCGGUGCGACGCCGCCAACGUCUCCCGUCCCGUCUUUGACCUGACCGCCGGCCAGCGCCACCGGCUGCGUCUCAUCAACGUCGGCGCCUUUGCCGAGUUUCAGAUUCAGUUUGACGAGCACCCCUUCUACGUGACAGAAGUCGACGGCACCGACGUCCACCCCGAGGCCUUCCACAGGCUCAACAUCCUGCCCGCGCAGCGAUACAGCGUCAUUCUUGAAACCAAUGUCACUUCCACCGCCACCACCACCGUGCCGCCGUCCUUUUGGAUGCGCGCCCGCAUGCUCACGCACUGCUUCACCACGGAGAACAAGCGUCUCGUGCCCGAACUGCACUCCGUUAUUCGCUACCAGUCCAAAGACACGCCCCUUCCGGCCGUCGCGGCGGACCCCACCAGUAAGGACUGGCCCGAGGCCAUCGAGGUCAUUUGCCGCGACCUCAACGUCAGCGCCCUGCACCCCGUCGAUACGCAAUCUCCGCCGCCCGCCGAUGAGUACGUCCUUGUCCGCGCCAACUUUAUGAUUGGCGACUGGGCCCUCGCCCGCGGCUUCUUCAACGGCUCGACGUGGCACGCCAACGCUACACAUCCGUCUCUGCACCGCUACCUCGACAACAUCAAUGCCGGCGGCGCCGACUCGUCCGGGAACCGCUCGGCUGCCAUGCGCAUCAGCGACACCGUCUUUGACCCGGCGCGCGACUACGUCCUCGAGACGACGGGCACCCGCACCAUCGACCUCGUCAUCAACAACUUUGACGACGGCGCCCACCCGUUCCACCUUCACGGGCACAAGUUCUACGUGCUUAUCCAGGGAGAGACGGGCUACCCGCCCGAGGCACAUGAGCUGCCGUCCUACUUGUCGCAGCACGACAUCCUCGACAAUCCCCUGCGCCGGGACACCGUCACCGUCGAAGGCUACGGCUGGGUAGUCCUGCGCGUUGUCCUCGACAACCCCGGGCUGUGGGCCUUUCACUGUCACAACACUUGGCAUGCCGAGUCGGGCAUGGUGAUGCAGUUUCUCGUCGGCAGCGACCAGGUGCGCAGCUGGACCGUCGACGAUGAGCAGCGGGAGCUGUGCGCUCGCGAGGGCGUCGCGACAGGCAUGCGGCCGUCAGACGACAUCUGGUUUGGCCAGAUUACAAAGUGA